UUGCCUUCUGGAGUUUCCCUGACAGUGAAGAUGACAUCAGACUGUAUUCCUGUCUGGCCAAUGGGUCAGCUGAUGAGUUCCAGAGAGGAGAACAUCUCUUUAGGGAUAGAGCGGUCAAAGAUGUAUUACAAAUUGGCUUCCACCUAUCAGCCACAGUUGUCCUUAGUAUGCCUCGUGCACAGUUCAAUGUGGCUGUAACAUUUGACCGGCAGAGGAUAUCUUCUUGCAACUGCACUUGCUCAUCAACAGCCCACUGGUGUUCUCACAUAGUUGCAGUUUGUCUCUUCAGGAUCCAUUUGCCUACACAAGUAUGCCUGCGCGCACCGGUCUCAGAGUCCUUGCAGCGCCUUCGCCGCGACCAACUCCAGAAAUUCGCACAAUACCUCAUAUCGGAGCUUCCGCGCCAAGUGUUACCAACCGCGCAACGAAUACUCGACGAGCUGUUGUCAGCACAACCUAACUCUAUCAACACGACUUGCGGCGCGCCAGACCCCACGGCAGGCGCUUCGGCCUACGAAUACACCUCAUGGUUUCUCGACGAGAAGACCUUGCACAACAAUAUUAAUAAGAUUUUAGUCAAGUUCUGUGUACCAGCGCCAAUUGUAUUUAGUGACGUGAACUACUUAAGUACAAGUGCGCCACCGGCCGCAGCAGAAUGGUCGUCAUUACUCAGACCGUUACGAGGACGGGAGCCAGAGGGAAUGUGGAACUUGCUUUCUAUUGUUCGCGAGAUGUUUAAGCGAAACGAUAGGAACGCUAUACCACUGUUGGAAAUCAUCACAGAAGAGGUCAUGGCUUGUGAACAGAUUAUAGUAUGGUGGUACAGCACGAAGGCGGCGCUGGUAGCGUGGGGCGGAGGUGGCGGGGGAGGCAAGCAUGGCGGCGGGGGAGGGAACUCUUCCGCACAACACGCCUGUUCUUCUUUGUGCGACGAGGUUGUAGUCCUCUGGCGUCUGGCGGCGUUGAAUCCGGGCCUGGCGCCUCACGAGCGCGACACGCUACACGAACAAUUCGCUCAGUGGCACAUGAAGGUUCUUGACAAAGUGGCGAAAAAUCGGAACAAUCACAUGAGCAGUUCUUCGCAUGCGCGCCAUGCCCGCGCCCACUCCCACCCCCCUUACAUCAACGGUAUUUCCGAGAACGAAGUGUUCCCAGGGUUCCACCCCGCCAUGGAGGCUUGUUUUCUCGAGUGGGAAGACUACCAAAUUCCUGGCGUCACUUAUACGAAAGACCUGAACCCAUUGUACCACAGUCCAUUCACUAUAUUCAGACAUACUGACAAGCAGAAUGACAGCGUUCAUCAGGUGAACUCAUCAAAAGCUGUUUUGAACAACGAGAUGUCGCUAAGCUAUCGUUUGACGAACCCCGAAGCUAGUAUGCAGGGUCACCGCACUCUGGUCCACAGAAACAGCCGCAUCAACGUCGACCUGGCCAUGCCGGGACCUUCGGGACAACCUUGCGGUGCCGGUGAUGGCCCCAGUGACGCACCACGUGAUUCCGGCCCCAGUGAUGGAAACCAUUCAAGUGUAUCUUCUGAAGGUUUCUGCGAAAACGAAGAAGAAAUUCUCCAGCAAAGCGGCGGCGAUACAGAUUCCCAAGAAUCUAGUUCUCCCCCCGUGUCGUCUGACGACGCACAGCGGAGAGUUUCCAACGAUGACUCAGUGUCUGACGACGACUGUAAUAUGUACUUCUAUGACACUGCCGCAGCGAGACGAGUCGCUGGGGAAAGUUCCAGUGCUGUUAAUCCGUCAGGUUCAGGAAAUGGCGCGGGAGGUUCGGGUUCAAUGUCGCACGGCGCCGGUAGUUCGCUCGACGGAUGGGAGUGUGGAUGGGAGGUUGCUUUCGCUAGAGCUGAGGGCUUGCAGGCGCACGGGCACGCGCGCGAGGCGUGCGCGCUGGGCGCGCGCCUCGCACGCGAGCUGCUGGCGCGCCCGCCCGCGCUCAGCGGCGCGCCCGCCGCCGCGCCGCCCCACGACCCGCGCAAGGCUCGUCGUCGCCACGCGCCGUCGCCGCGUCUGUGCGCCGCCAGCCAUCGUCUGUCGUGUCUCGCCUCCGCUACACUCGCCAAGUGUGCCUUCCUCUGUACUGUACUAGCAGAGUUCAGCGAGCACCAUGAACUAGCUUUCCGCGUGGGUUUGUUCGCGUUAGAAAUGGCGCGACCUCCGGCGAGCACCAAAGCAUUGGAAGUGAAGCUGAACAACCAGGAAACUGAAUUGGUCGCUCUGCUAAAGAAACUGCCCACUGGACCCGAACAACUCACACUGGCAAGGGAAAAGGCUGAACAACUAAGAGAUGGCACUCUUAGAAAUCGUGGACCAGCGCUGUUGCCUAUUGCGUUAGCAAGUUUUCUGUUCGAUGUUCUUGUAUUAUCUGCAACAGACAAAGAAAACAAACAUCCAGCAAGAUCGCCAUCCGACGAGGUGCUAGGUUUCGAAUCGGCUGUGGCGGCUUUAGGAUUGAAAGCAAAUGUAGCAGAAGCUGAACAUCCGCUGCUAUGUGAAGGCACGAGACGACAACGCGGUGAACUGGCGCUUACUCUCUUGGCAUUCUACAAAGACGACCCAGUCAAAUUGGCCAGAAUUAUGAAUAAGUUGCUGGACCGCGAAAUCCACCAGCUGACGAAAGGGCAAAUGGUCAGCAUGUAUUACACAAACAACCCGCGACUGGCCGCCUACCGCGCCGACGUCCAACUGCCCUCCUACCCCCAACAUGCCCAUCCCCAACACCCUCACCCGCAGCACCCCCCGCAUCCUCAACACCCUCAGCAUCCGCAGCAUCCCCAACACCCCUCGCAUUCUCAACACCCACAGCAUCCACCACAUUCGCAACCUUGCAUGGCGCCACCGCAGCCGUGUCAGUUGGUGGCGGACAUGGAGCGACUGGUGGUGACGGACAAUGGCGCCUCGCCCCCCGCGCACUCCGCCCCGCACCCCGCGCCCAUCAACAGGUCUAAAGACUCCAGAUACAAAGGCAAACGCGUGUAUCCGUCAGUGCCGAACCAGCCGUCAGAAGCGUCUGCGCACUUCAUGUUCGAACUCGCUAAAUCCGUGCUGUUCAAAGCUGGCGGCUCGUCUAGCACCAGUCUGUUCACACAGACCUCCUGCGCCAGAGAACAUCAUGGACCACAUAGAGGCUUGCAUAUGGCGGCUUUUCAGUUAGGCCUUUAUGCCCUCGGGCUUCAUAACUGCGUUAGCGCAAACUGGCUCAGUCGCACGUAUUCUUCGCACGUCAGCUGGAUUACAGGACAAGCGAUGGAUAUAGGCGCACCAGCGAUUCUAUUCCUCAUAGAUGCUUGGGAAGGUCAUUUGACACCUCCCGAAGCUGCUAGCAUCGCUGAUAAGGCGUCGUCGGGGCGGGACGUGGGCACGGUGCGCGCGGCGGCGGAGCUGGCGCUGUCGGUGCUGCCGCACGCGCACGCGCUCAACUACAACGAGAUCCAGCGCGCCGUGCUGCAGUGCAAGGAGCAGAGCGACGGCAUGCUGGAGCGCGCCUGCCUCACCGUCGAGGCCGCGGCCAAAGGAGGCGGCGUAUACCCAGAGGUUUUAUACACCGUAGCUCGUUACUGGCACGAGUUAUACCUGCGUCAAGCGAGUGAAGAAACUGAGCCUAUACUAGACGAGCCGCAGUUCCGUGCCGUGCCGCCGGUGGCCGUGCCCGUGCCGUACCCGCUGCCGUACCCUUUUCCGUACCACCCCUACCCGCCGCCCAUCUAUCAGCUUCAGUACGGAGGGGCGCCGACGCCGCACGCCGCGCCGCAGUACGCGCUGCCGCCGUACUUCGUGCGCGGGCUGGUGGCGCCGCCGCACGCGCCGCUGCCUGCGCACGCGCCGCACCAGCCGCACGUCGCCCACCAGCCGCAGAUCGCCGUCAACCAGCACCCCGCCCCCAUUGCGGCACCGGUGCCGGCCCCCCACAACAACCCAAACGUGGCGGCCGUGCCCGUCAACCCCGGGGGCAGCAACCCCGGCAACGCGCCCGCUGCGUCCGCUCCCGGGCCCCCGCCCCUGCCGCAGGCGCAGCUGAGAAGGUUACUGGCGGCCUAUAGAGUGGGAAUGUUGGCUUUGGAGACGCAAGCCAGAAGGGUCCAUGAUGAUCGGCCGCAGAAUAAGUUUGGCAGAAACCCACCAUAUGGAGAGCACGUGAAAUGGCUCCUCCGCAUCUCGAAACACCUGGGCGCGCAGUACCUACACCAGUUCUGCGUGUGCGCAGUGAACUCGGUGGUGUCGCCGUUCGUGCUGUACGAGCUGUGCGUGGAGUGCGCGCACUGGCUGGCGCGCGGCGGCCCGCAUCAGCUCGUCAUGCAGCAUCUCCGCGGCACGCUCGCGCCUCUGGUGCAGAAAUGUCAGCAGAUGUACAUACAAUGCAUCCACCAGAAGUUGUAUCACCUGACGUCGGUUGAGUACGAGGAGUUCGUCAGUAUAGUUCUGUCGGCGCGCACGGCCUUCCAGUUGACGCCUGAGGGCAACACGCAGUUCAAGGAAUGGCUUGCCUCAUUGCGCAGGUCGAAGUCCUGCAAGAAGGACCUGUGGACGCAACUGAACGCGGCAUUACAGACGAACGGCAAAUGACGUCGGCAGCCGAUAGUUUGUAUGGUGCGGUGCUCCGCGCGCAAACUGUCGCAAUACAGGCGAUGGCCGCGUUACCGGCUGUUCUACCACAUACACACUCUCUAACUAUAUUAUAAGUUGUGUUAUUUGUAAUUUCCGACAACAUUAUAAUUAAUCUGUGUUCUAUAUUCGUAUUCUCAUUUGAGAUUUUACCCGGAGACAUAUACUUGGAUGUCUUGUACGUUCAAAUUACAAAUAACACAACUCGAUUCUAAGAUCAAAGAAAUGAUUCCGAUAGCUAAUUCAACACUCGACUAGAGGGUAAACGAUCUCAAUAUAAACGAGCAGAUUUUAAAUGACAACAAAUGUUGCUAACUCCUCGCGUUGUACGAUUAUCUAUAUUGUAUGUUCCUUUAUUGACUACAUGAUAGAAACGGAAUAUACAGUGAUGUUGACGAGCGUUCAUUCCCGCUAUCAUCGAAAACUAGAUCUCAACUUGUAAAUAUUUUAUUCGUUAAUCAUAAUCAUCAUUCAACAUUCGUUUUGUUUCUAACUCGGAAAGUUUACAAGCUCAUUUUGAAGGUUGUGUGUUAAAUAGUAUGAGAUUUGAUUGUAAUCGGGUUCAUGUGAAGACGUGUGAAAUAAAGGAGUUUAGCAACAUUUCUCUAAUGUUUGUGCAAUGCGGGACGGAAUGAGAUCUCGACUAUAUAAUCUAGUAUUAUGGCGUGUUUUGUGUAUCCAUUUUAGCCGUAAUCGAGCGCGUAUUUGGUAUAUUAGUGGUUGUUAGUGCAAGCCUAUGUAUUUGUUAAUGCAUGAGGCUACGCAACCAGAGUACAUUGCACAAAGUUGUUUGAAGUUAAAAUUAUAACUAUGCAACAGUUUCAACUUUCAGUCUGUGAACUAGUCAAUGGUUUUACGGUUUUCGGAAACCAGUGAAAUCUUAUUCGGCUUCUCGACGGCUUUAUUAUACUAUUAUUUCUACUUAUAUGUAAUUUUUAUUGAAAUUCGUUUUCUUAAAAUCCUAAUCAGAACUUGUUCGUUCUCGUAAUGUAAUUUAUGAUUCAGUUAUGGUUAACAUUGAUUUAUUCUUUAGUUAAUUAUGGAUACUAGUAACUAGUAAUGUCUUAUAGUAGACCCCGAAUCUUGUCUAAUUAAAUUAUUUUGAAUCAGAUAAUUGUUUUGCAUCAUUUCAAGAGAGUUAGUGAAAUUGAUUAUAUCACAUUUCUUAUUUUUGUGGUUUAUUCAUGUUAUGUUCUAGUUUGUGGUUAUAAAAUAGUAUUUUUUUCUUGUUGUUUUGCCAUAUUAUUCUGCGCUUACAUAAGCGAUUAUUGAAAUUAAAAAUUUGUGUGACCUAAAACUAUAGUAGUUAUACUCUAACAAGACAUUAUCGUAUUUGCUUGUAUCCAUUUAGCGAAUUUUGAUAAAGAUCUCUGACAGUUUUAUUAAGUACCUAUGUAGAGAAUGUUCACUUCAUUUUAUGUAUUUAUGUAAGUAUAAUUCAUUUUUCUGUACUUGUCUGGUCAUACGUUCUGAACAAUCGUUAAGAUUUAAUGUUUAUGCAGUCUGUAUUGAAUGAUGUCGUACGAAAUUGAAAAUGUAUAAACAACAUUUGAAUAUCUGUACUUCGAUAUGUACUAAAAAUGUACGCGGUACGAUCGUACAUAAAAUCGCAAUUGGACAAGACACGAAAUUUUGAUGUAUGAUAAAUUUCAAAUUUAUUAACAAUAGUCCAUAAUAUUAUAUUGAAGAUUGGCUUAAGAUGUUUCAAGUGACCUAAAAAGUGUCAUUAGACUACAGAAUAUUAGACAGAAUGUAGAUGAUGACCGUCGAUACACUAUUUUUGAUAUUCUCUUGUCGAAAUUUGCAGUUUCAUGAUGUUUAAAUUAUUAACGUCUUGCGAGAUUAAGGUAGACGUGCGUUCGAGUAACUAUAGUAACUUUAUUUACAAGUUUAUAUUAUAUUAUUAUUAUAUCGUAAUGCGUAGUAGCGUUUUGGGAGCCUUCGGAAUAUAAAUAUAUAUUGUCAAGGGCGCGCGACUGGCAGCAAAACACUCCACGAGAUCAAAUAGUACACGAAAUAUUAUCGAGUAAAUCUAAUAGAUCAGGAUAUGACAUGGCUACUCGGAAUAUAAAUGAUUUCGAAGCAAUUAUGCACCGUAUAAGUAGAAUUCCUAAAAUCCCUAAUAAUAAUCAUUUCAAAGUCAGAUAUCCAUAAUAAAUUAUAAAAUAUAUUAUAUAGAUAUCAAAUCGUAUUUCACGAAUAAAUUGAAGUAUAUGUUGUUAGUAAAUAUAAUAAUUAAAUGAAAUAAAAUAAGAUCUUCCAACCAUAAAGCAAUACUAAAAUAUCAUUUUAUACGUAUAUUUGAUAAAUCAUAAGCUCAUAAUUUAUAAUAACAUAUUGUAGUGAUUUAUAUCAGUAUAUAAUAUUUGUAUUAAAACAUGCAGAAUGAUAGUAUUAUACUACAAAGGUAUUAAAAGGAGGUAAAGUAUGUAUCAGUAUAUACCAUUGUAGUGUGAAAAUAGUAUUGAGAAUUUUCGAGAUAAUAUAUGCAGAAAAGGGUAGUUAUGGCAGAAAGUCGUAUGAAAUUGCUCAAUCUUAACAUCUGUAAGAGUGAAUGUAGGAAACGGUGGGAUGACAUCGUGCCUAUUUUAUAUGUCGAUAGGAGCCUAUUUUAUAUGUCGAUAGGACAUUGGAAAAUGCACCCAUUUUGUGCCUUGUAAACUGAUUUUUAAGUCAUUUGCAAACCCUAGCUUCAGUCAUCAAACGAUAAGUUAAUGCCGAAAUAUGCGUAGCAACGAAUUACUCGAUACAUAUUCCAUUUAUAUUAUGAUCGUCACAUAACAUAGGUGUCACUUUCAAUCCGUAAUUAGUAUUCCGUAGAUAUUAGCAUAGGCAAGAUACUUAUUACUCUUAAUAACUAUUGAAAUCUGACAUUGAAAUGAUGUAUUUGUUACCAGUCGGGCGUCGGGUAGUUUUAGUUCGAUAUCUUUAUAAAUUAGAUGUUUAUGUGCAUUCAUUGAAAGUGUGAAUGUUUUUGGCAUUCAGUAGAUAGUAAAUUUUUAGAAUGCUAGUUAGUAUAAAUUGACGUUCGUAACAAUUUGAAUAGAGCUAAGCCGUAUGAUUUCGAUUCUAUAACGAAGGGAUUUCUUUCAAAUAGGAAGUAGUGGUUCGGUUAUAAUUGUGGUUUAAAGGUCGUGGUUGAUUUAAACGGCACUGUUCCCACUUGGCAAAAGUGUUCAUUGAAAUGUGAGCUUUCUAGCGUUCUCUAAAGACAUUUAUAUCAACAACAAAUUAGCAUAGGUACAUUUUGCUGUCAGCUGAUAGCUGUUGUAUUGUUAACGUAAAUUUAAGUGGAUGCUUUGAAGCUCAUUUCUCAAUAAUCGUUAUUUUAUUUGGUGAAAGCGAUGUCGUCUAAGUCUACCUUGAUCUGUGUUCUUGAAGGUUGUUGCGGUUUAUUCAAUAUGUUUAUAGAGCACAACAGUUUUUCGCUGUUUCCGACUAGUUAAUAAUGCACUGUGGGGUUCUCUGUCGUCGGAAGUAGCGUCGCAAAGGAAGUCUAUCCGUGCGAUAAGCUAUUGUAGAUUGUAGAACUACGAAGUACAAAUUUAACGAGUGUUAUUCAGUGGUGCUUGUUGAGUGUUUGGUCUUGAAAAUAUUAUGAUAUCGAUUUAUCGGUCUAAAUGUAAGUUCUGUCGCAUUAUCUUACCACAUUUUCCGUUCUAAUUGUUUUAAUGAUUUCAACAUACUACCAACCAACCAACUCCUUUCGAAACGCUGCGUCAUUAGUAGACAACUACGGACGACAAACGGAAAAGGAGUUAACGUUACCGUUCUCUCAGAUUUCUCUGACCGUUGUGGUUAAGUUUUAAAAUGUCUUAAGUACGGUAAAAUCUCGAAGCACAAAGUUACACAAAUUACUGGUUUUAGCUUGAGACACUCAUAGUGCCGAGUUGGGAGUUCUUAGAUCACUUCCUUUGCGGCGAUCAAUCUGAACAAAAAUAAAGUGUAAAAUUAAUACUUAUAUAGUUUCUCUAACGAUUUGCCGUCCAUGAUUACUUUGCAAAUCUCCAUUUACAUACUAGUAUACCUGUGUUUACAUUGUCUUCUAUAAAGGUGAUUAAAAUUAAUAUAUAAAUUAUUUACAAACAUAUAUCAGAAUCUUCAAGAAAUUCUUCUCCUUGGGCAUUAUUAACAAUUUUUGUAUAAUCUAAUCCUUAAUGUUCAACUUUUCCGUAUUACAUUUCACCACAUGGCAUUAAGGAGUACUUUGAAGUUUAUCUCAAAGAACUAUUUUUACACUAUAAAGCGUAUUUAAUAAUAAUAUUGAAAAAGAUAAAUAUAUCGUUAGUUUCGUAAUAUAGAAUGUUAGUACGGAGCAUAUUUUAAUUAGUCGUUUAAUGCAUGUUCAUAGUUUGUAAUUUGCCCAGUGUCCGAGUUGCGAGACGUCUUAUUUGAUGUUGUGGUAUUCUAAUUUUGCAAGUUAUCGAUAUCACAUAUCAUUUCGAUAUACACUAAACUGUACCUUACUGUACUUUACAAGCUGCCUGUAUAACUUUUCACCGUUUUCUAUGAUCAUAAUACUUGAACAAUAUAAAGUUACAAUAAAAGUCGGAUGAUUAAGUAAAAUGGACAGGAGACAUACAGUCGACUGAAAGUAAGAAAUAAAUGAGAUCAUCAUGUAGCAUCUUGUCAGUUGUUAGUACUUUUUACUGAAGGCAAAAUUGCCAUGAGUGCCUAAAUAAAUAGAGCAGAUAGUUCUUGUCCCUUUAGAAAUGACGAUUGUUUGUAUGUCUCUCCACAUCUCCAUACGUUAUUUGCAAUUCUCGUGAGUACCGAAAUAUAAAUACAUUAAUCCAUUGCGCGUUAUUUAAUCUUCUCUUGCGAUUGUAUUUAUAUUAUCUUCUUACGUAAUUUAUGAUACGUUUGAUUUCGCGGUGAGUUACGUUCGCUGGAGAUUAUCUCAGAUAACUUCUCUGAAUUUUCACUGUACAUUGUAAUACUCAAGAUAUGCUUAAAACUACGUCACAUCACAGUCAGUUAGGUUACCGAGGAUUACAGAAUGGCAAGUCUGUUUAGUUCUAAAUCGUUGAUGCAUAAUUAUUUUAUACAUCUGGAUUCGUAGUUUAAUUAUACACUUUGUAAGUGUGGUAUCUCCGCCUAUUAUUAAAGUAUGUAACCAUUGCAGAUUUGGAAUGGCUAUUGUUAGUACGUAUGUAAAAUAUAAUUAUAUUUUUAUUGUUCAUAUCGCAUAUUUGUCAUUUGCAAGAAGGUACAGUGAGAAGGAACAACUGUUUGUUAUCAUAAAUGUAAAUUAUAUAAUAUUGUUCAUUCAUGCUCAGAAUUGUAUCUCGGACAGUCCGAAUAGUUAUUCGAUUUAAGCGAGGUAAUGCCACAAACAGUUUAUCUUCGCGCCAUAGACUUGAUUUGCAAGCUGUCCAAAUUAUUCAUCUUGCAGGGCGUAAGACUGAUAUGAGCACUUUUUGAAAUAGUUGAUUUUGAAAGUCCUACUUAAAAAUCAGGGUGUCUGUAAACAAUAUCCGUCAUAAUAUUUGACACCUAAUUCGAGUAUCACCAGUGUUUAAACAUUGUUUUAAGACAUCCUGAUAAAUAUAGAAGUGCCCAUUAUAUGUAAUAUUUAUUAAAGUAUAUAGCACUAGACAUUUUGCUCCGUUGUCGCAAAUGGUUGUAAUUAUGAAAGUAUAGUUAUUAUUAAUUAGUAAAAUCAAGUAAAAGGAUAGACUGUUUUGCACGUUUCUGGUUUGACCGUCGUUGUCUUGUUGUUGGCGGACGUUGACGGACCACUUUAUGAUGGCAAGCUCGGCAUCCCGACCUCAGCGUCUGCCGUGUUCUGGUAUUUUGUCUAUUCAAUAUCCCACUUAUAUAAUGAUGUAUGCUCCCGUUCAGACUCGAAAUAUUUUGACCUCUAGAACAUUUUUUAUUAUUACUUUACUAUUACACAUAUUAUAAGUCUUUUUUGGCAAAAUAUUUGAAGUAACAUUAUUUAAUUAUUCAAUAUACUUAUUCUAUAUUAAGA
This is a messenger RNA of Plodia interpunctella (Indianmeal moth), 10581 nucleotides long. It is a transcript of the gene Dora, whose product is annotated as Dorado. Gene Ontology annotation, cellular component: Cul2-RING ubiquitin ligase complex. Gene Ontology annotation, molecular function: zinc ion binding. Bases 168 to 4568 code for a protein of 1466 amino acids. The record is from RefSeq and is a predicted model, not a curated record. Lineage: Eukaryota; Metazoa; Arthropoda; Insecta; Lepidoptera; Pyralidae. The transcript has 28 exons.